This is a messenger RNA of Labrus bergylta (ballan wrasse), 3092 nucleotides long. RefSeq names its product EPS8 signaling adaptor L2 (gene eps8l2). The record is from RefSeq and is a predicted model, not a curated record. Gene Ontology annotation, cellular component: ruffle membrane; plasma membrane; vesicle. Gene Ontology annotation, molecular function: actin binding. Gene Ontology annotation, biological process: Rho protein signal transduction; regulation of Rho protein signal transduction; positive regulation of ruffle assembly. Lineage: Eukaryota; Metazoa; Chordata; Actinopteri; Labriformes; Labridae.
UCACCUGCUCCCGCGUUGUUGCCUCCUCAGUGACCGUGUGUCUGGAAACCGGCAACAAACACCUGCACUCUGUGAGAUUUACAGUCUUGGAUUGUAACUUCAGAAGAAAGUGUUACAAAUAUCGGAGUUUACCGGUAAUCCUGGUUGUCUGCAGGCUGCGAUGGCUGGCUGACUCUACAUUGCGCUGAAUUGUCGAAGUUUUGUCACCAGAGCAUCCCGUUCGGAAAACAGCACUGUGAGUUCAUUUGAGUGGUGGAUGCCUGAAAUCAUGAGUGUCCUGGGACCUCAGUCGAGGCAAACCAAUGGAGUGGCCAGAUCCGACAGCAAGAUCAGCGCAAAGGCCCUCUACGAGCAAAGGAAAAAAUACUCCAACUCCAACUAUAUCAUGCAUGAGACGUCGCAGUAUCAUGUUGAGCAUCUAUCCACGUUCAUUAUGGACAAGACAGAGUCCAUCACCACGGUGGAUGAUGCCAUCAAGAAACUGGUCCUUCUGGACUCCAAAGACAAAAUCUGGACCCAGGAGAUGCUCCUGCAGGUCACCGACAAGGCAGUCAGACUCCUGGACUGUGACACACAGGAGGAGUUGGAGAACUUUCCUCUCCCCACCAUCCAAAUGAGCCAGCCGGUCCUGAAUCAGACACGUUACCCCUCUGUGCUGCUAAUUGUGUGUCAGGACAAUGAGCAGCACAAGCCAGACAUCCACUUUUUCCACUGUGACGAGGUGGAGGCUGAGAUGGUUCAUGCGGACAUAGACAGUGCCGUUGGAGACAACAGACAUGGGAAGAAAAUGAGGCUUCAGACACUGAAGGUGAACCAGGAGAAAAUGAAGCGUCACAGAGAAACCAUCCUCCCCCCCUCCUCCCCUCAGGGCCCCACACCUGCUGCAACGGGAAGGGUCGCAGCCACCAGCACACAUGACAGACGAGCUUCACAAAAUGACUCCGAGUCACAUGAAAAGCUGGCUCAGCACAUUGAAAAAGAUGUGCAAAUCCUCAACUGUGCACUGGAUGACAUUGAGCUCUUUGUGGCGCGGCUGCAAAAGGCAGCACAGGCUUUUUCUCAACUCAACCAUCGCAACAAGAGUAAGAAGAAUAAGAAGAAAGGACCAGCAGAGGGCAUGCUGACCCUGCGCGCCAAGCCCCCCUCUGAAGCAGAGUUCGUUGAUAGUUUGCAGAAACUGAAGCUGGCCUUCAACCUCUUGGCCAAACUGAAGAAACACAUACAGAACCCCAGUGCAUCUGAGCUGAUUCAUUUCCUCUUCGGUCCCCUGGAGCUGGUGCUGCAGAGCUGUGGAAGUCCUGAACUGGUGCGUUCGAUCAUUUCCCCUCACCUUUCCAAAGACGCUGUGGACUUCCUGCGAGGACACCUCACCCCCAAAGAGAUGACCAUCUUUGAGCUGCUGGGGGAUGGAUGGACCAAACCUAGAGCAGAGUGGCCGAGGGAUCAGUGCGCUCCUCCUUAUUACCCAAAGUUUCGUAAUGGCUGGGAGCCAGCGUCAGAGCUCUUCAGGACAGCCCCAUGGGAAACAGAGGGACCCAUGGCUCAUCCGGGCCCACCCACCAGCCCAGAUUACAGAAAACACUCAACUGAAGAUUAUUAUGGAACUCAUUCUUCAAACUCAUCCAAUGGAUCUUAUAAUGGGAUGCCCCAGAGUCGCAAAUAUGCCAAAAUCCGCUACCACUUCGUAGCAAGGAACGCCAACGAGCUGUCAGUGCUGCAGGAUGAAAUCCUGGAGGUGAUAGAGGAUGACAAACAGUGGUGGAAACUACGAAAUCGCAGCGGCCAAGCCGGCUAUGUCCCUUUUAACAUCCUUGACGUUGUGAAGAUAGAGGAGCCGGAUGCCGUGUUCAGCCAGCAAGGCUACAGGACGUCGCCUCCUGGUACCCUGAACCAUAGAGACAGCUUCAACAAGGGACGAGGCAAAGACAAAAUGAUGGAUGAAGUCAACAGCGAGUUAUUGAUGAAGAUCACUGCUAAUAAACAGCCGCAAGCCAGGAAGUUCCGUGUGGAGCGACCAUCAGGCAGCCAAGUACCGCUCACCUUUGACUCAACCCCGGAGCAGGUGACCACAUGGCUCAAAAUGAAGGAUUUCUCCAAACCUACUGUUGAGUGUUUGGGGAUCCUGACCGGAGCUCAGCUGUUCUCUCUCAACAAAGAAGAGCUGAAGGCCGUGUGUGGAGAGGAAGGAAGCCGUGUGUACUGUCAGGCCACCGUGCAGAAAGCACAACUGGAGAAGUCCAGUGGAGACUCUGAGCUGCAGGAGAUCAUGAAGCGGAGGCAGGAGAGGAUCAGCUCUGGAGGCACAGACUGAUGGAGUGUGACAAACCCUCGUUCUUCCUCUCAGCUCUAACUGCAGCAGCUCCCUCAAUCAGUCGACGGUUAAUGAUGACCUCCGAAAUGUUGUAUACAUUUUUAGUUGUAUAUUUAUUUUGUAUCAAUCAAUGUGUAUGUACAAGUGUUUUAUGAUGUAAUUAUAGUUGCUUUUGUUCUCUAUCCUCGUGAAAUUCUGUCGUAUGAAAUGAUGUCCAUAUGCAUAAUGUACAGUAUUUGUGUGUGUGUGUGAAUGUGUGGAUGUAAUGGACGUACCAAUAUGUACAAGAACAGUCCAUGGUUAUGCUUAUUGUCUAUAUUGCAGCUAUCUACUGAAUGAUUUGUAGAUCUUUUCUUUUUCAAUUUAAAUAUGUGCCAGAAUUUGUGACACAUUUUCUGCUAUAUAGCCAAUAAUGUUCAUAUUACUGUGUACAGUUAAAACACAAAAUAGAGCACGCUCUAUAGUGAUUCUACAGAACAAGUUGUUGCUUAUAUUCAGGAUUUGGGCGAGCUUGCAGCACACAGACAAUGUCAUAAUCCUUCAUGAAGUUAUUGUCAAUAUUAGUGAGGUACUAUCAGUAAUGUGUUCUUAAGCAGCAUGAUAUGUUAUGUGUAAACUACACUCUCACACACACGCACACACACGCACACACACACAAGUAAUAACAAGCAAAUGAGAGUGUGUUGUUCAUGUACGAAUACUUAAAUGAAAGUUUUGACAAAUAUUUGUGGGGGGGUUGUAAAUAUCAUGGGGCACACAUUAAAAAAGUUAAAAAAAACAA